This is a messenger RNA of Leucoraja erinaceus (little skate), 2536 nucleotides long. It is a transcript of the gene fermt1, whose product is annotated as FERM domain containing kindlin 1. Gene Ontology annotation, cellular component: focal adhesion. Gene Ontology annotation, molecular function: integrin binding. NCBI's taxonomy places the organism in Eukaryota, Metazoa, Chordata, Chondrichthyes, Rajiformes, Rajidae. Gene Ontology annotation, biological process: cell-matrix adhesion; integrin-mediated signaling pathway. The record is from RefSeq and is a predicted model, not a curated record. The transcript is spliced from 14 exons. Bases 24 to 2027 code for a protein of 667 amino acids.
CUCUGCUGUUGGACCGUGGCAGAAUGACGUCUUCCAAUGAUUAUGGAGCCACUUCCUGGGAGCUCAACGUUCAGGUGGAUCAGCCAAGUGAAGAUUCACCAUUGGACUUCAAGCUGAGAGUAACAGGAGACUUUCAUGUCGGUGGAGUCAUGCUUAAAUUAGUGGAACAAAUCCCUGUGCCGCAAGACUGGUCGGACCAUGCUCUUUGGUGGGAGCAGAAGAAAUGCUGGCUUCUGAAAACCCACUGGACAUUGGACAAGUACGGAAUCCAAGCCGAUGCCAAAAUACAUUACACACCGCAGCACAAACUAUUAAAACUACUGCUGCCGAACAUGAAGACCGUUAGAUUAAAAGUUAGCUUUUCUGCUGUCGUCUUCAGGGCAGUGGUCGAUAUCUGCAAAGCUUUGAAUAUUCGGAGGCCUGAGGAACUUUCCCUGAUGAAACCACGAAAAACUAUCUGUAAAAAGAAGAGCAAAGAAAAGAUCAAUACACAUCCAAUUAAUGAAGAUAUUUUAGACUUGGAUCAGACGCCAUUAUCCCCAGGAUCAAUAGGUAAUUACAAUGCAAUGAGACAUAUUUGUCUGGAUCUGAAGAAGGGUCUUGACCCGAAACGUCACCUAUUCCUUCUCUCCAGAGAUACUGCCUGUCCUGCCUCAGCUUUUGGUGUCUAUCUUCGGUUUAAACCAGCAUCUGCAAUUCCUUCCUUACACAAAAACAACUCAAAUAAACAUUUGAAUAGAUGGCUAGAUUCGUCACGUUCACUGAUGGAACAAGGCAUCCAGGAAGAAGAUAAGCUCCUGCUGCGUUACAAAUACUACAGCUUCUUUGAUCUCAAUCCAAAAUAUGAUGGGGUACGAAUAAACCAGCUGUAUGAGCAAGCACGGUGGGCAAUUCUCUUGGAAGAAAUCGACUGCACUGAAGAGGAAAUGUUGAUGUUUGCAGCGUUGCAGUACCACAUAAGCAAGUUGUCGCUACUAUCUGAACCGCAAGACUACACGAAUGAGCAAGAUGUGGAUGAAGUAGAGGCCGCUCUGACCAGUCUUGAGGUGACUCUUGAAGGUGGAAAAAUUGACAACAUUUUGGAGGACAUCACUGACAUCCCAAAGUUAGCAGAUUAUCUUAAAAUAUUUAGGCCUAAAAAACUUCUGCUGAAAGCCUACAAGCAGUACUACUUCAUUUUUAAAGAUACAUGUCUAUCGUACUUUAAGAACAGAGACCUUUCGCAAGGAGAACCAAUUGAACAAUUGAACUUGAGAGGAUGUGAAGUGGUACCGGACGUCAAUAUAGCAGCGCAGAAAUUCGGGAUCAAGCUGCUGAUUCCUGUGUCUGACGGCAUGAAUGAAAUAUACAUAAAAUGUCAAAAUGAAAUACAAUAUGCUAAAUGGAUGGCUGCCUGCCGACUGGCUUCCAAGGGCAAGACCAUGGCUGAUAGCUCAUACCCCAUGGAGAUUUAUAACAUUCAGUCGUUCUUGAAGAUGAAGGAUGUCAAUUCUGCCCCUCAGCUGAUGCACGGCCCAACAGAAAUGGAUAUGAACCCUGAAUCUCUUGUCUCGCCCCGAUUCUUGAAGAAGUUCAAAGCCAAACAGUUGACAACACGCAUCCUGGAAGCGCAUCAGAAUGUGGCACAGAUGACGUUGGUAGAAGCCAAGAUGAGAUUCAUCCAGGCGUGGCAAUCGCUGCCAGAGUUUGGACUUUCAUACUUUAUAGUCAGAUUCAGAGGAACCAAAAAGGAUGAUUUGCUGGGCAUUUCCUACAACCGAUUAAUAAGAAUUGAUAUGGCAACAGGAGAUCCUAUCAUAACUUGGAGAUAUAGCAACAUAAAACAGUGGAACGUCAAUUGGGAAAUUAGACAGGUUGAGAUCGAGUUUGAUCAGAGUACAGCCAUAGCACUCACGUGUCUGAAUGCAGACUGCAAGACCGUCCACGAAUAUAUUGGAGGAUAUAUCUUUCUGUCGACGCGCUCCAAGGAUCAAAAUGAAACGCUGGACGAAGAACUGUUUCACAAACUCACUGGGGGUCAGGAUUGAUGUUAAAGACCCUCCGAACUGCAGCACAACCUCAAGAACAGUUUAGGGAAAGGGCGGAGUCCAAAUAAAAUCAAUUGAUAAAUAGCUACUACCUAUCUUUACAAAAGUUACCUGUAAGAAUUGCUAAGUUCUCCACUUAUAUUGUAACCUUUGAAACGAUUAUCACAGAAUGUGUGCUCUUUGCAGCACUUGUAUUCAUAAAUUCAUAAGUGAUAGGAGCAGCAUUCGGCCAUUCGGCCCAUCGUCUAGUCUGCAAUUCAGACAUGGCUGAUUUAUCUCUCCCUCCUAACUACAUCCUCCUGCCUUCUCCCCUGACACUCGUACUAAUCAAGAAUCUAUCAAUCUCUGCCUUACAAAUAUCCAUUGACGGCCUCCACAGCCUUCUGUGGCAAUGAAUUCACUCUUGUUAGUGUGAAAACAGUCACUAUUUAAUCCUUGCAUGUUAACCUCAAUGUACACAUUGAAUGGACAGAUGAUGGAAAGGCAAUAAAUAAAUGGUGGUACAGAAA